Messenger RNA from Angiostrongylus costaricensis, 393 nucleotides. The record is from the annotation of a GenBank genome assembly. NCBI's taxonomy places the organism in Eukaryota, Metazoa, Nematoda, Chromadorea, Rhabditida, Metastrongylidae.
AUGGGAGAGACUGGCAAAGCAAAGUAUACUACCGUCUAUGAUACCGGAAAAGAACUGUUCCUUGGAACAUGGGAGAGUAGAGGAAUCGAUGGCGUCGGUAUUCUCGCCAAAACGAAUGUGGUCACGAACAUCGGUUCAUUCGAACAACUAAACCCGAAUCGGAAGUCUACGAUUGAAGAGAUGUGGAUUAAUACCAGCUUAGGGAUAAUCUUCGUCGCUUACGCACCGACAUCGAGCUAUGACGAAGCCGAAGUUGAAGCGUUCUAUGUGGAUUCGGAGAAGUUCUACAGGCAGGACCGUACGUUCCAUAAAGUCAUCAUUCGAGAUUUUAAGUCUAAGGCUAGACUCAGAAGGAUGUCUGAGGAACGUCUCACAUUAGGACCCACUGAUUAG